Lizanozyma spartinae is the source of this 786-nucleotide messenger RNA. It is a transcript of the gene YPT7, whose product is annotated as Ypt7p. Gene Ontology annotation, biological process: regulation of vacuole fusion, non-autophagic. Lineage: Eukaryota; Fungi; Ascomycota; Pichiomycetes; Serinales; Debaryomycetaceae. Gene Ontology annotation, cellular component: phagocytic vesicle; late endosome; fungal-type vacuole membrane. Gene Ontology annotation, molecular function: GTP binding; GTPase activity. The transcript has a single exon. The record is from RefSeq and is a predicted model, not a curated record. Bases 1 to 786 code for a protein of 261 amino acids.
AUGGAAGAACCCCAUCGUCCCAAUACUCUUAAAGUGGUUCUAUUAGGUGAUCUGGGAGUGGGGAAAACAUGUAUGCGACUGCAGUAUGUCCAUCAUGUAUUUACCAAUGCAUACAAGGCCACAAUAGGGGGAGACUAUUUAACGUAUACAGUUAAUGUUCCCAAUGGAUCAACCAAGAUACGAGAUAUUAAUCCGAAUACCACUAGUACCACCACCAGUUUAUCCGAAACAGCAUCAAAUCUGGUUGUUCCGUUUAACGAUCAACCAGAGUUAGAUAUGGAUUCUACCACUAAAGUUAUACUUCAAAUUUGGGACACCGCAGGUCAAGAACGGUUCAAUUCAAUAUCACAGGCUUUCUAUAGAGGCACGGAUGUGGUGGUACUAGUAUAUGAUGUCACCAAUUACGAAUCAGUAAUAAGUCUCCGUGAUUGGUUUAGCAGGUUUCUUGAGUAUUGUCACGUUACCCGACCCGGAGUUAUAAUCGUUGGAAAUAAGAUAGAUAGAAAUAGGGACCGAUGUGUAGAUGCUGAAGAGAUUCGAGAACUAGUCACGAGGAACCUUGAAACUGCUUCUAUCGAUGAUUAUAUAUUAAAUUGGACCACUGACUUAUUAGAGGUUAGUUGUAAGCAAAGAGAGUUGGUGGAAAAGGUAUUUCAAAGAGUGGCUCAAGUGGGUCUACAGCUUCAACUUCAGGAUGGGAAUGAAGGUGAAGCCAGACGUAACAUUGAAGGAUUUGAUAGUAUUGACUUGAAUGAACCUUUAAUCGCUUCAAGAUGUGCAUGUUAA